GUUCCUUACAGUCACAGUGCUGUUUAUUCUUUCCUAGUACUCAGUUGUCAUUUUAUGAUCAUCUUCAAGUGUGUUCCAUGGGAUUUCAGCAUGAAGAAUGUCACUGAAGUAACUGUAUUUGUGCUGAAGGGCUUCACUGACAAUCCUGAACUGCAGAUCUUCUUCUUCCUCCUGUUUCUAGCACUUUACCUGUUUACUCUCAUGGGAAAUUUAGGACUGAUUGUCUUAGUCAUUGCGAAUUCCCGGCUGCACAACCCAAUGAACUAUUUUCUGGGUGUAUUGUCUUCUAUAGAUGCCUGCUAUUCCUCUGCUAUCACUCCAAAUAUGUUGGUGGACUUUCUGUCAAGGGAGAAAGCCAUUUCAUUUGGUGCAUGUGCAGCCCAGAUGUUCCUUGCUGUAACCUGUGGAACCACAGAGUGCUUUCUCUUGGCAGCCAUGGCUUAUGAUCGCUAUGUGGCCAUCUACAACCCACUUCUGUAUUCAGUGAGCAUGUCACCCAGGGUCUAUGUGUCGCUCAUGGUGGCUUCCUGUGUUGGUGGGAUUCUGCAUGCUAUAACACACACAACUGCCACUUUCAGCCUGUCCUUCUGUGGAUCCAAUGUAAUCAAACAUGUCUUCUGUGACAUCCCUCCUCUCCUUGCCAUUUCUUGUUCUGACACACACCCCAACCAGCUUCUGCUCUUCUACUUUGCUGGCUCCAUUGAGAUAUGCACUAUCCUAAUCGUCCUGAUCUCCUAUGGUUUCAUUCUGUUGGCAAUUCUGAGAAUCCGCUCUGCUGAAGGGAAGAGGAAAGUCUUUUCUACCUGUGGCUCCCACCUAACUGCAGUGUCCAUUUUUCAUGGUACUGUUCUAUUCAUGUACGUGAGACCAACAUCCAACUAUGCUUUGGACCACGACAUGACAGUGUCGAUAUUUUACUCCAUUGUUAUUCCCAUGAUGAAUCCCAUUAUCUAUAGUUUGAGGAACAAAGAUGUAAAAGAGGCAGUGAAGAGAGUUUUGGGGAAUAAUUGGUUUAUCAAUAAGGUCUGUUUUUCAUAG
This is a messenger RNA of Sciurus carolinensis (gray squirrel), 1038 nucleotides long. Its product is annotated as olfactory receptor 1086-like. NCBI's taxonomy places the organism in Eukaryota, Metazoa, Chordata, Mammalia, Rodentia, Sciuridae. Gene Ontology annotation, cellular component: membrane. Gene Ontology annotation, biological process: G protein-coupled receptor signaling pathway; sensory perception of smell. Bases 55 to 1038 code for a protein of 327 amino acids. The transcript has a single exon. Gene Ontology annotation, molecular function: olfactory receptor activity; odorant binding; G protein-coupled receptor activity. The record is from RefSeq and is a predicted model, not a curated record.